Talaromyces rugulosus is the source of this 1011-nucleotide messenger RNA. RefSeq lists its product as uncharacterized. The transcript has 2 exons. Lineage: Eukaryota; Fungi; Ascomycota; Eurotiomycetes; Eurotiales; Trichocomaceae. The record is from RefSeq and is a predicted model, not a curated record. The coding region runs from base 1 to 1011 and encodes 336 amino acids.
AUGUCCUCCUUCCCCAAAGCGCGCAAAAGCAACAUCACCAAUGUCAGCGUGACACCCGAAAAAUGGGAUGCGUACCCGGAGGUCUCGCGCUCCACUCUCUCCGACAGCACAUUCAUCAACCUAAGCUCGGCCACGCAAAUCAGCACCUCGACAAUCGCCAACUCGACACUGGAGGAUUUGCCAAACGAGGCAAAGAUCAAAAAUAACAAUGUGAGUCACUCGCAGGUGCAGGACUCGGCCAUCUUUUCGUCGCAGAUCGACCGGUCCAAGCUCGAGAACUGCACAGUCACAGACUCGGUCGUCAACAAAUGCACACUGAAAGGCUGUAUCGUAGACCCGCGGAAUCGGGUCGAGCGCACCACUGCCAGCGCGACCAAGUUUAUGGGCGCCAAGGUUGUUAAUCGCUCGCAGCUCGAGGAUAGUGACAUUCUCAGCGGGAGCACGGUUGAGCGCUGCAUUGUGCGGAACUCGGUUGUUGCAGAGGGUGCAGUCUGUGAUCGGACAAAGAUGGACAAUGUCGCUGUUACAAGAAGUCGGGUGGACAGAUCGAAUCUGUCGAAUUGUGAUGUGAUGGACUGUGUUAUGGAUAGGACGACUUUUGGAUGGAUGACCCUCAGGUACGGGAUAUGGAAGAACGGGGAUCUGGUCGGCCGUACGAGUACGACUGAGGAGGUUGUUAUCAAACCGAGAACCAAACCAAUGCAAAAAUCGGCGGACUUGUCGUCGUCGUCUACUGCAGAGCCGCUGCCGGUUGCUCAACCGCUGCGAGCAGCGUCUCCUAUGCGAGAGUCGGGCUGGAAGGCCGCAGAAGCUGCCGGUGAGCAACUAGACGACAGCGACCGCAUAAACGAUUCACUGUCCAGCGAGGACGAGGAGUCGACUGACGACGAGUUGAUCGGGGCCGGCUCUAAAUCCAAGCCUAAAGCCAAACCCACAGCCCCAACGGUGCACAUCAACAGGCCGGCGUCGAUCACAGAUGUGCACGAUCCACCUCCGCCGUAUGAGGCUUGA